GCUUUGGAGAAAGAAAGACAGCAAAAUAAUUUUUUAAAAUUUAAACUAAAAAGAAACUAUAAAAACAGAAAGGAAAGCAACAAAGAGGGAUUAAAUAAGGAAGAAAAUGAGUGUGUAGAUUUGGCAGAAAAUUGUUUAGAAAAUAAUAUAUUUUGUGGGAUAAAGCCUUACCAAGAAUUAAUGAAAGAAAAUUGUGACUGUACUUGUAAAAUUUAUUUAAAAAAUAAAAAGAAGGAAGAAAAAAUUAAAAGUGGAGAAAAUGAAGAAGAAGGUGGUAGUAGUGAAGAAGAAACAAGUAGUGAAGGGGAAAAUAGUGAAGAAGAAAGUAGUUUAGAAGAGGCGAAAGAGAGUGAAGACGAUAAAGAUAUAAUUAAGAAAACUGAAUGUAGCGAUAAAAGCUUUCGAUGUGAACGUUGGGCCAAACGCGGAUUUUGUGAGAAUCGUCUAUUUAACAAUGAUUUAAAGAAACGUAUUUGUGCUAAUUCAUGCAAUCUUUGUUAA
Messenger RNA from Meloidogyne enterolobii, 501 nucleotides. The record is from the annotation of a GenBank genome assembly. Lineage: Eukaryota; Metazoa; Nematoda; Chromadorea; Rhabditida; Meloidogynidae.